Solanum tuberosum (potato) is the source of this 2051-nucleotide messenger RNA. Its product is annotated as protein NUCLEAR FUSION DEFECTIVE 4-like. Gene Ontology annotation, cellular component: membrane. Lineage: Eukaryota; Viridiplantae; Streptophyta; Magnoliopsida; Solanales; Solanaceae. The record is from RefSeq and is a predicted model, not a curated record. The transcript has a single exon. The coding region runs from base 109 to 1896 and encodes 595 amino acids.
GUGUGGCCAAAUUUUAAGCAUUUAUAAAUAGCUUCCUAACAACUUUUUCUUCACUUAAAUCAUCAAUUCGAUCGAUCAUCGAUCAUAUCAUAGUAAUAAUCCAUCAACAUGACGACCAACCUACCUAUCCGAGUCCUCGUGAGCCGAUGGUUCAUGGUGUUUGGAACCAUGUUGAUCCUAUCAGCCGCGGGUGCCACCUACAUGUUCGGUCUAUAUUCUAGUGACAUAAAAUCUUCCCUAGGAUAUGACCAAACUACCCUCAAUCUACUAAGUUUUUUCAAAGAUUUAGGGUCAAAUGUUGGUAUUUUAUCAGGUCUAAUCAAUGAAAUUUCACCACCAUGGGUUGUUCUUUCAAUUGGGGCUAUAUUAAAUUUUUUUGGUUAUUUUAUGAUAUGGAUGGCCGUGACCAAAAAAAUGUCAACAAAAGUUUGGUUAAUGUGUUUAUAUAUUUGUAUUGGUGGAAAUUCACAAUCUUUUGCUAAUACUGGUGCACUUGUUACAUGUGUUAAAAAUUUUCCAGAGUCACGUGGUGCUGUUCUUGGAUUACUCAAAGGUUUUGUUGGUUUAAGUGGUGCAAUUUUAACACAAAUUUUUCAUGCCCUUUAUGGUAAUGAUUCUAAGUCUUUAAUUUUACUUAUUGGUUGGUUACCAGCUGUUAUUUCUUUUGUUUUUUUACGUACAAUUAGGAUUAUACAAGUUGUUAGAAUCGCACAUGAACUUAAAGUGUUCUAUAAGUUUUUGUACAUGUCACUUGUUCUGGCUGGAUAUCUCAUGGUGAUUAUCAUACUUCAAAAGAAAUUCGAUUUCACCAGAGUAGAGUAUGGUUUGAGCGCUGCUCUUGUAAUAUUCUUGCUUUUCUUACCACUUGGUUUGGUUAUAAAGGAGGAAAUCAAUUCAUGGAAUGCGAAGAAACUCGCCUUGGAUAGUAUUUCCAAGGUUAAAGUUGUAACUGAAAAUCCUAAAAGUGAGGCUCCUCAAUUACCACCACCACCACCAUCAUCAGCAGUUGUGACCACUGAUCAAGGUUUGGAUGGUAUUGUUCAAGAAAAGUCAAAAAGUAGUGUUGUUGACUUAAAAGAUCAAGAGGUUUCAGUUUCUUGUUGGAAGACAGUUUUUCAACCGCCAGCCCGGGGUGAAGACUUUACUAUACUCCAAGCUCUAUUCAGUCUAGACAUGUUGAUACUAUUUGUUGCUACAAUUUGUGGAGUUGGUGGGACAUUAACAGCUAUAGACAAUUUAGGACAAAUUGGGACAUCACUAGGGUACCCUAAAAAAAGUAUUAGUACAUUUGUGUCCUUAGUAAGUAUAUGGAAUUAUUUAGGAAGAGUAGUGGCUGGUUUCUUAUCAGAAUAUUUUUUGAAAAAAUACAAAUUUCCAAGACCUUUAGCCCUAACCAUAACACUAGUAGUCUCUUGCAUAGGCCACAUUUUAAUUGCAUUUAAUGUGCCUAGUGGACUAUACAUUGCAUCCAUAAUUAUUGGAUUUUGUUUUGGGGCACAAUGGCCAUUACUUUUUGCAAUAAUUUCUGAACUUUUUGGACUAAAAUACUACUCAACAUUAUAUAAUUUUGGGUCAGUAGCAAGUCCAAUUGGUUCAUAUGUGCUUAAUGUAAGAGUGGCUGGUUAUUUAUAUGAUAGAGAGGCAGAAAAACAAUUGAAGGUAUUGGGAAGGACAAGAGGGGAUGGUGAAGAUUUGAAUUGUGAUGGAGUUGAGUGUUUUAAAUUAGCUUUUAUUAUUAUAACAUUAGUUACUAUUUUUGGUGCUUUUGUUUCAAUUAUUUUAGUGAUUAGGACUAGGAAGUUUUAUAAGAGUGAUAUUUAUAAGAAAUUUAGAGAAGAAGCUAAGAAUGAUGAGAUGGAAAUGACAUUGGCACAAAAUGGUACUAGUAAGGGGUAGAUUAGGAAUGAAUUGUAAGAAGACAAAAAUGUUGAAUAGAAGAAAAAGAAAUUAAAGAUUUUUAGAUAGUUUUUGGUAUCUUUUUGUAAUAUAGUACAUGUAUGAACUAUAUUUUUGAUAUUUUCUCUCACAUGUACUUUCCUUUACUUAAUUUU